AUGCCUCGACCCGGCCGAAACACCUACAGCGACCAGAAGCCGCCCUACUCGUACAUCUCGCUGACCGCCAUGGCCAUCCAGAGUUCGCCCGAGAAGAUGCUGCCGCUGAGCGAGAUCUACAAGUUCAUCAUGGACCGCUUCCCCUACUACCGGGAGAACACGCAGCGCUGGCAGAACAGCCUGCGCCACAACCUGUCCUUCAACGACUGCUUCAUCAAGAUCCCGCGGCGGCCCGACCAGCCGGGCAAAGGCAGCUUCUGGGCCCUGCACCCCAGCUGCGGGGACAUGUUCGAGAACGGCAGCUUCCUGCGGCGCCGCAAACGGUUCAAGGUCCUCAAGUCCGACCACCUGGCGCCCAGCAAGCCGAGCGACGCGGCGCAGUACCUGCAGCAGCAGGCCAAGCUGCGGCUGAGCGCGCUGGCCGCCUCGGGCUCGCACCUGCCCCAGAUGCCGCCUGCCGCCGCCGCGGCCGCCGCCGCCGCCGCCGCCUACAACCUGGGCGGCGUGGCGCAGCCCUCGGGCUUCAAACACCCCUUCGCCAUCGAGAACAUCAUCGCCCGGGAGUACAAGAUGCCCGGCGGCCUGGCCUUCUCCGCCAUGCAACCCGUCCCCGCCGCGUAUCCGCUCCCCAAUCAGUUGACUACCAUGGGCAGCUCGCUGGGCACCGGUUGGCCCCACGUGUACGGCUCGGCGGGCAUGAUCGACUCGGCCACCCCCAUCUCCAUGACGAGCGGCGACUACAGCGCCUACGGGGUCCCGCUCAAGCCGCUGUGCCACGCAGCCGGCCAGACGCUGCCCGCCAUCCCCGUGCCCAUCAAGCCCACGCCCGCCGCGGUGCCCGCCCUGCCCGCGCUGCCCGCGCCCAUCCCCACCUUGCUCUCGAACUCGCCGCCCUCGCUCAGCCCCACCUCCUCGCAGACCGCCACCAGCCAAAGUAGCCCGGCCACCCCCAGCGAGACGCUCACCAGCCCGGCCUCCGCCUUGCACUCGGUGGCGGUGCACUGA
Molecule: messenger RNA, 1005 nt
Organism: Dipodomys ordii (Ord's kangaroo rat)
Lineage: Eukaryota; Metazoa; Chordata; Mammalia; Rodentia; Heteromyidae
Gene: Foxb1
Product: forkhead box B1
Exons: 1
Coding region: 1-1005 (334 amino acids)
Biological process (GO): anatomical structure morphogenesis; cell differentiation; regulation of transcription by RNA polymerase II
Molecular function (GO): RNA polymerase II cis-regulatory region sequence-specific DNA binding; DNA-binding transcription factor activity, RNA polymerase II-specific
Source: RefSeq, a predicted model, not a curated record